UUGACUCAUCAAAUUAUAAGAUGGCAUCACCAAAAUGUUGUUUCAGAGGCAUUUUCACAAAACACAAACACGAUGCACAAACACAAAGUCAUAAACUAAAGUCAAUGUAUGGACAGGGAGGGAGAGAGAGAGAGUAGAGAGAGAGAGAGAGAGAGAGAGAGAGAGAGAGUUUCCUUCAGAAGAUGAGGGGAGGGGGUUACUUACAUACAGAGCUUCAACCACCAAGACAUCAAAGUGGACACAGUGAUGAGGACUGCGAUGCUCCAACGUCACAAACCAACUCUGCUGAGAUUCGCUUUAAAGACGUGAGCGCCGACUUUUGGAUUCCGCUGUAAUUCAAAAAUAGACAAACAAUUCACAAAAGAUAACUUUGACGGAGUGAGUUGGCAGAUUCAUUGCACAGGACAGACGCGACUCACACAUUGGGUAUAUCAGUCCUGAAUCUGAGUCGGUGAUGUGACUGCUGGCUGCGCCAAAGUGGCGCUUUUACGCACGAUGGAGGACAUUUUACGCGAGCGGGAUGGUUGGGCGCAGAAUGUUUCGUGGGACAUCUCGAGUCGCGGGAACGAAAGCCAUCUGGGAAACACCACAGUGAAUCCCUUAAAACGAAAUGAAGAAGUGGCCAAAGUGGAAGUGACCGUCUUGGUCCUGGUGCUGCUGCUCGCGCUGACCGGCAACCUGUGCGUCCUGUGGGCUAUCCACACCAGCAAGCACGGCCAGCCUCGGAUGUACUACUUCAUGAAGCACCUGAGCAUCGCCGACCUCGUCGUCGCGGUCUUCCAGGUCUUGCCGCAGCUCAUCUGGGACAUCACGUUUCGCUUCUACGGCUCGGAUUUGCUGUGCAGGCUGGUGAAAUACCUCCAGGUCGUGGGCAUGUUUGGGUCCACCUACAUGCUGGUCCUGAUGUCCGUCGACAGGUGCGUCGCCAUCUGCCAACCCCUUCGCUCCUUGCACAAGGGAAAGGACCGCUUCUGCGUGAUCGCCUCUUGGAUGCUCAGCCUGAUAUUCAGCACUCCUCAAGCGUACAUAUUCUCCCUGAGGGAGGUCGGCAACGGCGUGUAUGACUGCUGGGGCGACUUCGUACAACCGUGGGGCGCCAAAGCGUACAUCACAUGGAUGAGUCUCAGCAUUUACAUCCUGCCGGUGGGGAUUUUGAGCGUCUGCUACGGUUUGAUAUGCUUCAAAAUUUGGCAGAAUUUCAAUUUGAAAACCAGGAGGGGGGGCCACUUCCUGGCUCUGGCCCCGAAGGCCUCCAAAGGCGCCCAGCAUCCCCUCUCUCGCGUGAGCAGCGUGAAGCUCAUCUCAAAAGCAAAGAUCCGCACAGUGAAGAUGACCUUUGUGGUGGUCCUUGCCUACAUCGUGUGCUGGACUCCCUUCUUCUUCGUCCAGAUGUGGUCCGCGUGGGAUCCUGCUGCACCAAGAGAAGACAUGGCCUUUAUAAUUGCCAUGUUGCUGGCCAGUCUCAACAGCUGUUGCAACCCCUGGAUCUACAUGUUCUUUGCCGGUCACCUGUUCCACGACCUGACGCGGUGCUUCUUCUGCUGCGGUCGACAGCACUUGACGGACUCCUCGUGCGGCUGCGAUCAACACUGCAGGCACAAGAGAAAAAACGGCUCCGCUCACGUCUUCAAGGCCACCAGCAGCCAGCGGAGCCUCACGCACACGUCCAGCAACGGGGGGGCGGCACACUGAAAAGCCAGCUGACUGUCAUCCGAGAGGCCAAAAUGUAGUCAAGCGUGCAAUUCCCACUGUGAGGCAUUUGAUUAUCUGCAGCAGUGCUCUGGCGGCCACUGCAGCGUGUUUGUUUUCAGAUGUUUUAAACGGCGACAAAUAGACAACAUAAACCCGUUUCCAAGCUACAUCUGGCGGUAGUUUAAAUCUUUGAGGAAUGGAUGCCAUUUGCUUUACAAAAACAUCUCCUUUCCUUUUGGACUCUCUUUGCUCCAGAGUCCUGCAUACACAGUGUUUCUCUUAUGUUGUAGGAUUUUUGCAUUUCAACAUAUAGCCGCUGCUUUUCUGUAUAAACAACCAUGACCAUAUACUUUUGUCCUUUAGUCUUAAAUCUUAAAGGCUCGUUCCAGCAGUUGUUGUCCUGACUUUGACCUUAAAAGACGAGCAAUUAUCACAUUUUGAAAAAGGAGAUUGUGUCUUAUAGAAAGCAACGCAAAAUGUCCUAAUUUUGUUGCCCUGUAAUGAUUGUUUACCCCUUUAAAACAGCAGUAGUUUUUGUACAAGCAUUUUAUAGCCAUGUUAUUCUAUCCUCUGUGUGAUUAAAUCAAAAAUGAUGCAUGAAUAAAAAUUAGUGGUUCCCUCUUGUGGCCACACAGAUAGUCUUACUUUUCUACCCGGUGUCACUGGCUUUAGGAUACGUAUAUAUAAAGUUUCCGUGUCAUGAUCGUA
This is a messenger RNA of Scophthalmus maximus (turbot), 2400 nucleotides long. Its product is annotated as isotocin receptor. The record is from RefSeq and is a predicted model, not a curated record. Gene Ontology annotation, molecular function: vasopressin receptor activity; oxytocin receptor activity; peptide binding. Gene Ontology annotation, cellular component: membrane. The transcript is spliced from 3 exons. The coding region runs from base 496 to 1692 and encodes 398 amino acids. NCBI's taxonomy places the organism in Eukaryota, Metazoa, Chordata, Actinopteri, Pleuronectiformes, Scophthalmidae. Gene Ontology annotation, biological process: positive regulation of vasoconstriction; female pregnancy; regulation of systemic arterial blood pressure by vasopressin.